Messenger RNA from Rattus norvegicus (Norway rat), 1110 nucleotides. It is a transcript of the gene Gstm3, whose product is annotated as glutathione S-transferase mu 3. Gene Ontology annotation, cellular component: cytoplasm. The transcript is spliced from 8 exons. Lineage: Eukaryota; Metazoa; Chordata; Mammalia; Rodentia; Muridae. Bases 29 to 685 code for a protein of 218 amino acids. Gene Ontology annotation, biological process: xenobiotic catabolic process. Gene Ontology annotation, molecular function: glutathione binding; glutathione transferase activity. The record is from RefSeq and is marked validated.
AGUCUGAGAAGACCACAGCACCAGAGCCAUGGCUAUGAUACUGGGAUAUUGGAACGUUCGCGGACUUACUCACCCCAUCCGCCUGCUCCUGGAAUACACAGAUUCAAACUAUGAGGAGAAGAGAUACGUCAUGGGGGAUGCCCCCAACUUUGACAGAAGCCAGUGGCUGAGUGAGAAAUUCAAUCUUGGCCUGGACAUUCCCAAUUUGCCCUACUUAAUUGAUGGGUCACACAAGGUCACCCAGAGCAAUGCCAUCCUGCGCUACCUUGGCCGGAAGCACAACCUGUGUGGGGAGACAGAGGAGGAGAGGAUUCGUGUGGACACUUUGGAGAACCAGGUCAUGGACACCCGCAUACAUCUCAUGAUAGUUUGCUGCAGUCCUGACUUUGAGAAGCAGAAGCCAGAGUUCUUGAAGUCCAUCCCGGAGAAGAUGAAAAUCUAUUCAGAGUUCCUGGGCAAGCGACCAUGGUUUGCAGGGGACAAGGUCACCUAUGUGGAUUUCCUUGCUUAUGACAUUCUUGACCAGUACCGUAUGUUUGAGCCCGAGUGCCUGGACGCCUUCCCAAACCUGAAGGACUUCCUGGCCCGCUUCGAGGGCCUGAAGAAGAUCUCUGCUUACAUGAAGAGUAGCAGCUUUCUCCCAAGACCUGUGUUUACUAAGAUAGCCCAGUGGGGCACUGAUUAGGCCCCUGCCAUGCUGGCACUCACAGGAAGGACCUGUCCACACUGGAUCCUGCAGGCCCUGGGCAGGAACAGCACUUUUGCACUGUGGCUCCUGGUUCUCUCUCCUUCCCUAUCCCUUCUCCAGCUUUCUCAGCCUCAUCUCCUCGCCCUCACCCCAGUCAAGUCCACACAGUCCUCAUUCUUCCCACUUUCUUUCAUUAUGAUCCCCUUCUUCUUAUGGCACCCUAACCCAUCCUCACAGACCUUUUCUGUGAUUUGAGGUCUGCCCUGAACUCAGGCUCCCUAGAAUUAACCCAAAGGUCAAUGCUGUCUCAGUGCCAGCCCUCCUUAGAAUUACCCCGAAGCUCAACACUGUCUCAGUGCCAGCCUGUUCUCCUGGAGGAGCUUCCCUCAGCCUGUCUCAUCUCUAAUAAAGCCUGAAACACA